Messenger RNA from Agrilus planipennis (emerald ash borer), 4449 nucleotides. RefSeq names its product tetratricopeptide repeat protein 21B. The record is from RefSeq and is a predicted model, not a curated record. Bases 421 to 4350 code for a protein of 1309 amino acids. Gene Ontology annotation, biological process: protein localization to cilium; intraciliary retrograde transport. Gene Ontology annotation, cellular component: intraciliary transport particle A. Gene Ontology annotation, molecular function: protein binding. The transcript has 8 exons. Lineage: Eukaryota; Metazoa; Arthropoda; Insecta; Coleoptera; Buprestidae.
CAGCGUUUCUUUUUGUAUUUUAGUGCCUCUUAGUUGUCUAACAUGGCUUCAUAUCUGUCUGUCCGACCGCUUGUAGAAAUUGCACGUAGAGCAUUAAAAACUACUUAUAAUUUAACGGAAAAUCAACAAGAACAUAUAUUUUAUAUUCCGUUAAAUUCGAAAAAGGCUUUCGUAGAAUACAGGUUAAGUGAUAACGUUUAUGAACUCCAUUAUACUUUUGUACCUGAUGAUUAUAAAGGUAAAGGGAUUGGAAAAAUUUUGGCAGAGAAAACAUUCGACUACAUUGCAAGCAGAAAUAAGAAAAUGUCAAUUAGCUGUGAUUUCUUGAAGAAUGUUUACGAGAAGAACAAGGACAAGUAUAAAGAGUAUUACGUCGAAAGCAAUUAGUUUUAUUAAUUCGUUCCGUUGUUGUCAUUUAAGAUGGAUGAAAUUUUGUUAAAGGGCAAAGUGUACUAUUAUUCGCGCGAAAAACUAUAUCAUUCAAUGUUGCAAGCAUGCGAAGAAGGUGUAAAUAAAUUCAAAGGGAACCUCUCUUUUAACUUCUAUAGGGCCGUUGCCCUUUUGCUGUGCAAUCGUUUCCACGAAAGCGUUCCCAAGUUACAAACUCUUCAAUUGGAGGACGAUUUUCGGUUAGCUUCACUUUUAGCCUUAGUUUACAUUUACGAGGUCGGUGAAUUGAAAGAUGCCAGUAUUUUUCCUCAUCUUUACUCACAGAUAGAGGACUGUAAAUUAACAGCGAAUUCUGAAGAUUUGAUGGAAUCCGCGUACGUUUCUUUCCUGUUCGAAAACUACCAAACGGCUUAUGAGUAUGUCACAAAAUCGAUCAAACUCAAUCCGACAUACUACAACUUGGUGCUUAAAGGAUGGAUCGAGUUGCGAUUGUCAGAAAUCGAUUUUAAAAUUUCUUACAAGCCGAGGGACUCCUUUGAGAUGGCCCUUGAGAAGGAAGGUGGCAUGGACGCGAUCAUUGGAUUGUCGAAGUGCUUUUGUAAUACCGGAAAGUACGAAGAAGCCCUAAGUCUCCUCAAUAAGGGCUCAUCCCAGUAUUUUGAUGCCGAUUUCCACCUGGUGCAGAAGUUGGAGGUCUUCUUCGUGUCUCAAAAUUGGGAACAGUUUGCUGAAGUGUACAGACGCCUGCAGGAUACUGAGAAACCGCACUUGGAGUCCAUGAAUCUCCAUAUUGUAAAGCUGAUUUGCGUGGAUUCCAACUAUAACGAAGCUGCAAGUUGCAUCGACGAAAUGAUGAAUUAUGUGGAGAAGUUGGAACCGAAAAAUUCCGCAUUUUUAAACGAUUGCGCAAAAUUGUAUUCGCGAAUCUGCGAUAGGAGUAUCAUCAUACUGACAAGAUCAUUUAGGCUAAUCGAAAUGGCCGUUCAGAUCUCCCCCAAUAAACACGAAUAUUUGGCGGAAUUAGGUUAUCAGUGUUAUCUUCAAGGAAAACUCCAGGACGCGAUUAGAUACUAUAAGCUCGCUGUCAAAAUAAACGAAUCCUCUGUUUCUGCAUUGACGGAGAUGACUUUGUGUGAGUUAAAUUUAAACGGAAAAACGAAUCAAUUGGUGAGUCAAAUAGAGUUUCUUCUAGAGAUCCAGGAGACUGAGUCAACAUUACUUCAGUACUUGGCUUCAAAAAUAGCAAGUAGUUCUGCCGAAUCCAAGAAUUUACUUAGAAAAGCUCUCGAAGGACAAGUAAAGAAGGUCGAGAAUUAUUCCUUCUCUACAAGAUACCUUCGUGUCCUAGAUCCAGAUUUUCUAUUGGUUCUCGUUAACGAAAUGUUAAACACUCUUCAAAACACGUCGGAAGAUGAACAUAAAAUAGCUGCCGAUCCCGACAUAUUAUUUCUUAUUGAAAUAAUUAAAGGUGCAGUAAAAGCCUGUCCGGGAUUCUUUUCCGCGACAUUUUUACUCGCCAAAUUGAAUUACAUGGCUGGAAAACUGACCGAAACUCAGAAUAUUUUAAAUCGGAUAAUAAACGAUUUAAAGAAUACCUCCAGCAAUACCUACCUUUUGCUUGCACAAACCCAGAUCAAACAAGGAUGCCACGAAUCUGCUAUGCACAAUUUGGAAAUGGGUCUAAGUAACGACUUUACAAUACGAGACAGUGCGCUGUACCAUUUUCUUAUGGGAAACGUAUCAACCAAACACGAAAAGUACGACGAAGCAAUUAAACAUUUAAAGACAGCUCUGAAACUCUUCAAUUCCAAAAAUAAAUCUUUAUCUGAUUCAAUGCCAACGCUACUGAAGAGGGUGACCGUAUACAAAGAGUUGGUGCAAGUUUACCUGAAGACCAAUCAGUUCAACAAAGCUGCCGAUCUGUUGCAAGAAGCUGUGGAAGAGUUCAAGGAAACUCCCGAUGAAUCCAGUGUAUUUCUGAUGAGUGCCGAUUUUGCCUUGAUGAACGGGGAGACAAGGACUGCCAUUAACAUGUUGGAAAAAAUCGCACCCGACGACCCAUGUUAUGUUCAAGCAAAAAUUAAACUGGCAUCCAUUAUGUUGGAUAAAAGACGAGACAAGAACGCUUAUUUAAACUGCUACAAGGAAGUGGUACAUAAUAGCAGAUCUGCAGAAGGUUAUGUUCUACUGGGGGAUGCUUAUUUAAACAUAUUAGAGCCUGAAGAAGCAAUUAAGGCUUACGAAAAAGCCUUAAAGGUGAGUCCUAACGAUCCCAAUUUGACAUCGCGAAUGGGAAAGGCUCUCGUAUUGACGCAUCGAUACAAGAAAGCUUGCGAGUUUUACAAAAGUGCCAUAAAAUCUACCGACAACAAAGCAUUGAAAAUCGAACUAGCAGAAUUAUUUAUACAGAUCAAUGAUAUGGACACGGCUGAAGAGUUCCUCACAUCGGAAAUGUCGAGGGAAGAAAGCAAAAAUGACGACAAUAUAGACGCCCUAAAGUACAAAACGAAGCUUUCAAAUUUACUAGCAGAAAUCCAGAUACAGAAGAAUAAUAUCGAUGGAGCAUUGGAAACUCUGAAAGGUGCAGUUGCCAAUCAAGCGAAGAUCAGGAGGAAGUUGGCUUUUGAACAGACGGAUGUUCCCGAAGAAGAAAUAAAUUUGGCAAUAGAACUGGACCUGAAAAUAGCUAACCUUUACCUCUCGCAGUGCGAGUACAAUCAAGCAAUUAUGUAUCAAAAGGAUGCGCUCACCCUGAAGCAGAAUAACAAGGAUGUGUUGACGAUUCUGGCUAAAACUUACGUUCAGAUUAACGAAAUGGAAAGAUGUAAUGAGAUCUGCAACGCUCUUCUGAAAUUGGAACCAGACAAUGAAACUGCUCUAAUACUAUUAGCAGAUAUCGCUUUCCACAAAGUGGAUUUUGAAACAGCCAUGGCUAACUUUUCCAAUUUAGUCAGCAAGAAUCCGACAAACUGGAAAGCAUUGGAACGACUAAUUGAAACGCUUAGGCGAUUAGGAAUCACUGAACAAGCAUCACAGUAUCUCGAAAAAUCAGAACAGGCUUUAGAAUUUCCUAGCAAAAAUACAGGAUUUUGUUACUGUUCGGGUCUGUAUCAUUGGUACUUGGGAAAUCCGAAUGUUGCACUCAAGAGCUUUAACAAUGCCCGCCAGGAUACUGAAUGGAGCAAAAACGCCCUCGUAAAUAUGAUAGAAAUAUGCUUAAGUACGGGAGACGAAAUACUUGCAGAUAAUUUAAAUAUGGACGACCUGGAGUAUAAAGAUUCAAGAACCAUGGCUUUGAAAACUGCGGAGAGACUUCUAAAGGAACUGAAGCAGCAAACCAUAAGAGAACCAGAGUACAAACUGAAAUUCAGGUUACUUUCCAAUUUUCAUCUUUUGGCUUAUAAGGAAAGGACUCAAAUAGAGGCAGCUCUAGAGAAUUUUGUGACAAUGGCGUCGGAAGAUGCUCUCAAAGAGCAUGUUGGGGUGGUUUUGGGCUUAGCCUCUGCCUACACUCUUCUAAAACAAUCCCAAAGGGCCAAAACACAACUCAAAAGGUUAUUCAAACAUAACUGGACGUACGAGGAAGCGGAGUAUCUGGAAAGAUGUUGGAUCCUUCACGCCGAUUAUCAUAUGCAAUCGUCGAAAUACGAUUUAGCUUCAGAUUUAUUAAAAAAGGUUUUGAAAUACAACAAAUCAUGUGUAAAGGCUUACGAGAAUUUGGGCCUGAUCAGUGAGAAGGAACAGAGUUAUAAGGAGGCUGCCAAUUAUUAUGGAAAUGCUUGGAAAUUGGGCGGAAAAUCAAAUCCCGCAGUUGGAUACAAACUUGCUUUUUGCUUCAUGAAGUGUAAGAAAUACGCAGAUGCCAUAGAAACAUCCCAAACUGUACUCUCACUUGAUCCAAACUAUCCAAAAAUCAAAAAAGACGUUUUGGACAAAUCACUUAAUAAUUUGAGAACUUGAACCAUUAUUCACUGAUGUUGUAAUUCGAAAUAGUACAGUCAAUGUAUUGUAUGUAAAUAGUUUCGUUUUUAUUAGAUGAAAUAAAAUAUUUUUGCACAA